Molecule: messenger RNA, 1284 nt
Organism: Exserohilum turcica Et28A
Lineage: Eukaryota; Fungi; Ascomycota; Dothideomycetes; Pleosporales; Pleosporaceae
Exons: 5
Coding region: 1-1284 (427 amino acids)
Molecular function (GO): protein binding
Source: RefSeq, a predicted model, not a curated record
AUGGAAGACGAUGAAGAACUCGUGGCGAGUGAUUCAGCGACUAUCGAAGACGAUAGUUUCAAUUUUAUUCCUGAAGAGAAUUGCGGAGCGUCAGCUGGCGCAGAAGAGCCUGAACAUGGCUCACCUUCAAAUCGAUUAGCCUUUCACGACAAAAUCACUCAUGAAAACGAGCAAACAGAAGUUCAGUCAUCUAAUACAACCAAGGCAAUUGCAAGCAAUGAUCGCGCAUACGAACGCAAGGAAAUGGCAGACUUAGGACACGGCGUCUUGAAAGACCCAACAGAAUCAGGUCACAAUUACAGUGGCGAUGGUAGUCAAGUCCAAACUCCGGCGCCAAAGUCUCUACAAAAAAGGAAACAUCCAGAGAUUUGGAAGGAGGGAAGAGACAAGGACAGCGACGGGGAAAUGGUCGACAGAUAUAAGCCCUGUAACGAUGACGGACGCGAGAAGAAGAGAACACGACCCACUCUUGAACAGAAUGGGCGUGUAACGAGAAGCAACGUGCUUAACGAUGAGAGGGUCGAUUUACAUCAAGAGGAGUAUCUCUACUGGCUAGAGGGGCUUAAUCUGUGUAAGAGCAUAGGGAAAGGCGUCCUCUCGAUGGAGAAGUUAUGGUCACUAGUGCAGGAGAUGUGCGAACAAGAGAGACCUGCUCAGCUUGUGCAAGACGCACGGCGGUUUAUUAUGUACCACAAAGGGGCAAUUGAGGGCUACCCUCUUCAGACCUAUGCAUCCGCACUCAUAUUCAGCCCUACAGGUAGUCUAAUCAGACAGCUGUUCCAGCAUGAAGAGCCAGAAGCAAUCAGUAUCAGGCCGACUCUAAGCGAGGGGUGGAGCGCGUGUCUGCAGACGCUCGAGGGCCAUAGCAGUUAUGUCAACUCAGUGGCCUUCUCGCACGACUCGACGCGGCUGGCAUCGGCGUCCGACGACAGCACCGUCAAGAUCUGGGAUGCGAGCAGCGGCGCGUGUCUGCAGACGCUCGACGUUGGCAAACCCCUUGACAGUUUAUCCUUUGAUCCUACUAGCUCUCACCUCUAUACCGAGAUAGGCACUAUUGAUAUUCAGAGCUUAGAGACUUCUAUCAGGACGGAUAUCGCAGAACCUGCGCGCCCCUUACAUGUAGGCACUGGCUUUAGCUCAGACGGUAUAUGGGUUCAGCAUACUGGCAACAAGAUGUUAUGGGUACCAUCCGAGUAUCGACCAUCACACUCGUCUGUGAGUGGAACUAUGGUUGGUGUAGGUGUUGGGUCUGGAAGAGUGUGGAUUUGUAGUAUAGACCUUUGA